Messenger RNA from Daucus carota subsp. sativus, 1110 nucleotides. RefSeq lists its product as uncharacterized. The transcript has 3 exons. NCBI's taxonomy places the organism in Eukaryota, Viridiplantae, Streptophyta, Magnoliopsida, Apiales, Apiaceae. The coding region runs from base 1 to 1110 and encodes 369 amino acids. The record is from RefSeq and is a predicted model, not a curated record.
AUGGGCACCACAGCCAGACUUUCGGCUAAAUGUUCUGAUCCUUCACACAAACCUGGGAAUAUUGGGGGCUAUAACAAUCUAUAUGAAAGUGUUGUGAAGUUGAACUCAAUGUACUUCAAGGGAGAGAGAUGCAAAAAUCUGUUACUCAAUACAUGGAGUUCAGCAGAACAGCAUUGUCAAAAACUGAAGAUUAAUAUUGAUGAUACAGAGCCCAUUAAGUACUUCAUUUGUAGUUACGAAUGCUUUGAAAAAUCUUUUAACAGAGACCGAGCUGCUUACUUCAGCACCGACAGUACUGUAUAUUGCAAAACUUGGAAAACUUUACUAAACAAGGCAACAGAAUAUAUUGAUGGCACAAGCCUGGGAAACGAAGGUGUUUUUGUUACCAAAACCUCAUCUUUUGUUAUUAGCGAUGAUCUACAUGUGAUUCCUAACAAUCCUACUUCAACACUUGGAAUACUAGAAAGUAGCGGAAUUGAAAAUUUUGCAGCUCUUGAAGAGAAGGAUUUCAAACUUGGCUCCUAUGAGAAGUCGACUAACAGGAUUUUGCUGGCUCAUUGUUCUUCUGACUUUAUAGACUUCCUGUUCAGCUGCCUCACCAUUCCUUUAGGAAAAGUCCUCAGUCUGCUGACUAAAAAUCAAGAGUCAACACUGAGUAUUGAAAACAUGCAUCAGAGUGUAUUAAAUGUUCAUGAAUAUCUAAGAUCUCAGCAAGUGAAAGAUAUGCUGCUUAAUCCUAAAUUAGUUAUGUAUUAUCUUGGUUCAAGUCAUAUAUUCCCUCUUGACAAAGAACCAGAUACAAACAUGAUUCUGAACAGAAGAUUCGGUUUUGUAGACCGUUACUAUCUGUCUAAUUCCAAAUCUUGUUAUUCGAGUAAAGAAUGGACAGAUGUCAGUCCCAAGCAUGAAGGAUAUGUGAGAGGGCCAGCGAAGUUCAUGGUGACAGAUGACUUGUUUGUUUCUCCAUUAUCAUCAAUGUCUUGUUUUAAAUAUCUCGACAGUCUGAAAGUGCCUCCGAAAGAUAUUGAAGAACAGGUGAUCAACAUUGGCAUGAAAGAGGCUUUACAAUUGCUGAGGGCAUCUCUGACAUCUACAUCAGUUUUAAGCUAG